AGGGGACACCUUGUUUGUUGCCGCGGCCCUCAUCCAGUGUCGGCGGCGGAGUUUGCCACGUUAAAGAAGACGGAUCGGAUUUUCAGUACCAACUAGAAAGUCCAGUUCGACCGACCGAGAUGUCACAGGAGCAUGACAAUAAGCGCGCGGUCCUGGUUCUUCAGAACGAGUCGGGUUAUGGCGGCCAGCGUCGCUCCUUCACCACAGAGGACGAGGCCUGGAAAUCGUUUCUGGAGAACCCGCUGACAGCCGCCACCAAGGCCAUGAUGAGCAUCAAUGGCGACGAGGACAGCGCUGCAGCUCUCGGCCUGCUCUACGACUACUAUAAGGUGCCCAGGGAAAAGAGAACAAUACCCCAGAGCAAGCCAGACACACUGGUCUCUGAUCUGGAUCCCAACAAAAGACACCAGAUCCAAGCUGGACACUCCAUAGCUCCACUUCAGGAAGCCGGUAUGGAGAGCAGGAUCCAGGUCCUGAAGGGGCCCUUCAAUAUUCUUCAGUUGGCCCAGGACAAGAGGUCCCAGUUCCCUUCACCAGAUACGACCGUCACAGUUUCAAUUGCUGCCCUGCCAAACUACCCGCCCGUCAAGACAGAGGUGCCCACCCACGGCUUCUCGGUGACCGUGCCAAACACCUGCGCCGAAACCAACAGCCAUGUGGGCGUCUUUGACCGCCAACUCACCCACAACACGGUCCAGUUCAGCCCCAGCACUCACUCCCGCACGCCCCCCGACUCCACCUUCUCCGAGAGUUUCAAGGAUGGUUCCCAGGAGGUGUUUUCCUACCCAGGAGACCUCCAGUUACGUAUGGCCUCCAUGGCGACUGAGGACUACGCUCAGUUUAACACAGUGCCGGGGAAUAAUUUUGAGUAUACUCUGGAGGCAUCCAAGUCUCUGCGUCAGAAGACAGGUGAUGGGACGAUGACAUACCUCAACAAGGGCCAGUUUUACCCAAUCACCCUCAGGGAGAUCGACAACAAAGGCAUGCAGCAACCCAUCACCAAAGUCAGGAGUGUAGUGAUGGUGGUGUUUGGAGAGGAGAAGUGCAGAGAUGAUCAGCUGAAACACUGGAAGUACUGGCACUCCAGACAGCACACUGCCAAACAGAGGUGUCUCGACAUCGCUGAUUACAAGGAGAGCUUCAACACCAUCGGCAACAUCGAGGAGAUUUCCUACAACGCCAUCUCCUUCACCUGGGACACCAAUGAGGAGGCCAAAAUCUUCAUCUCCGUCAACUGCCUGAGCACAGACUUCUCCUCUCAGAAGGGGGUGAAGGGUCUUCCCCUGAACCUGCAGAUCGACACCUACAGCUACAACAACCGCAGCAACAAACCCAUCCACCGUGCCUACUGCCAGAUCAAAGUCUUCUGCGACAAGGGUGCGGAGAGGAAGAUCCGAGACGAGGAGAGGAAGCAGUCCCGCCGGAAAGGGAAGGUGGUCGACCUCAAUCCUGGCCUGUCCUUUGUGGAUGUCAAAGUUCCCAUCCUCCAGAAACGCAACGAUGUGACCAUCUUCAAGAUGAUGACCGACCUUGAGACCCAGCCUGUGCUUUUCAUUCCUGACAUUCACUUAUCUACCUUCCAGCGCCAUCAGCCUUUCUCAGCAGAAGAUGGAGAGGACAGCUCGGGCAUGAAGAGAUUACCCUUCAGCGAUGAUGAGUUUGGUUCACCCCCAAACAAGAUGGCGAGAGUGGAGGAACCAAAGAAAGUCCUGCUGUAUGUGCGCAAGGAGACAGAGGAGGUGUUUGAUGCCCUCAUGCUGAGAAAUCCCACGCUGAAAGGCCUGAUGGAAGCUAUUUCAGAGAAGUAUGAGUUGCCUUUGGAUAAGGUUGGAAAGGUGUAUAAGAAGUGCAAGAAAGGUAUUCUAGUCCACAUGGAUGACAACAUCAUCAAACACUAUUCAAACGAAGACACCUUCCAGAUCACCAUGGAGGAGCUGGGCGGCAUGUACAAACUCACCCUCACUGAAAUCUGACUGGACGGGAGGAGGUGACAUCAUCCUGAACCGAUGGGUGGAGGAAAAAAUUGAGCCAUCAGGAAUAGUGGUUUACACAUCUAGCUAUGCCGUGAUUAUGGACUUGAUCUGAAAUUGAAGUCAUGUUGUCUCUGUGCUGUAUUAGUGUCAAAGAGAUUUUAAAGCACAAAGUCCCAAAAGAGGUAUUUAAAAAGCCAUAGCUCUUAAUAGACAACAAUGUUGAUUAGAGAUGUAAGUUCUAUAUUUUGCUUAAUUUCAAAACUUUUUGUGCAUGAGAAUUGACAAGUGAGGACAAGUUUGAUUGUUACGACACUUUGGUUUUGUAUUUAGUGAGAAUAUGAGUUGCACCUCAAAUAUUAGUGCCUUUUUUGUAAAUUGUUGUUUGAAAUGUGCCGAGUGAUUGUGGUGCUGCUAUACCUCAUGCUAUGCAAGCAGCACUGUUUCUCAUAUAUUUGAAUUUUAGCAGGAGAAACAGCUCAUUUUCCCUAUCUAAAGCCAUAGCACUAAUGAUUACAAUCUGUUAGGUCGGGUAUUCAGUGCACAAAAUGAAGACAGUAAGUUGUUGAUGGAGCCUCGGUGGUUCAGUGUAUUAUUGCUAAAGAACACAGCAGUAUUUAGUGUGUAAAACUUUCUUCGACCAUCAUACAAUUAGGGUAGAAUAUUGUAAAUGUUUGUUGUAUUUUUUAGCAAAGGACACAUGCUUGUUGUGAGUGAAGUGGCUUAAAAGAUGUUUUUCCUCAGAUCACUUUAAUUAAUGGACUCUUUGUAAGUGUUAAAUGGUUACUAAAUAUAUAUUGAUAAUAAUCCUAAAACACAGCUACCCUUCCCCUGUAGAAUAGUUUUCUGAAUGUUCAUGAAAUAGGUUAAUUAAUGUCUAGCACAGUUUAAACAAGACUGUUCUGGAAGUGCAAUAUGAUAUUUAGGUUCAGACACAUUUAGAAAAGAAAUUCCUCUAUUGCCAUAACUACAGUAUAUUAUACAUAUUAACUGAUAAAACAGAUUUUUUUUUUUUUUUUAUGGAAAUGUUGUAUAUAUCCGCUGAAAAAAAGGAUCUCCAUGAUCCCUCCUUUUGUAUUUCAGUACUUAUUGUGUAUAUAUUUAUUAAGAGAACGGAUGUGGGUCAUUUUUUUUUUUUUUAACCAUAUAUACCCAAAUUUCUGUUAUUCCUAAUAAUAUAAGGUUUUUUUUUCUUUUUAUAUGAAGUUAUUGUAACAUUACAUGUCAAGGGACAAAAAGUUAUU
This is a messenger RNA of Xiphias gladius (swordfish), 3214 nucleotides long. It is a transcript of the gene grhl1, whose product is annotated as grainyhead-like transcription factor 1. The record is from RefSeq and is a predicted model, not a curated record. NCBI's taxonomy places the organism in Eukaryota, Metazoa, Chordata, Actinopteri, Istiophoriformes, Xiphiidae. The transcript has 16 exons. The coding region runs from base 120 to 1973 and encodes 617 amino acids. Gene Ontology annotation, cellular component: nucleus. Gene Ontology annotation, molecular function: RNA polymerase II cis-regulatory region sequence-specific DNA binding; DNA-binding transcription activator activity, RNA polymerase II-specific. Gene Ontology annotation, biological process: regulation of transcription by RNA polymerase II.